AUGCCUUCGAUGAUCACUGAUGUGAGGCGGAUCCACUAUAUCGGAGGAACGCCUCCAAUUAGUGGUGAAAAUAGAUCCGUCCGGCCAAAAAACAUAUGCCGCCUUCUCAACCGCCAGCCGCAACUCCCCCACCGCGCCCUCACCGAGAAGCACCCUGACGCCUCCUCCGCCGACGGAGAAGACGAUCCCCUCCACUUCUCUGUUCAUAAGCAAGGUGUUGCACUUGGAAGAUCUGUUGACUUGACAAAGUUUGAUGGUUAUGACCAAUUGAUCGAGGAGUUAGAUCAGCUAUUUGAAUUCAAAGGAGAAUUGAUGGCUCCAAAUAAAAAUUGGAUGAUUGUAUUUACUGAUAAUGAGGAUGAUAUGAUGCUUGUUGGAGAUGACCCUUGGCAGUAA
Zingiber officinale is the source of this 396-nucleotide messenger RNA. RefSeq names its product auxin response factor 2-like. The record is from RefSeq and is a predicted model, not a curated record. Gene Ontology annotation, biological process: regulation of DNA-templated transcription; response to hormone. The transcript is spliced from 3 exons. Bases 1 to 396 code for a protein of 131 amino acids. NCBI's taxonomy places the organism in Eukaryota, Viridiplantae, Streptophyta, Magnoliopsida, Zingiberales, Zingiberaceae. Gene Ontology annotation, molecular function: DNA binding; protein binding.